GGUGCACGCCGAGUGGCGCACGCGCGGAGGAGGUGCGGGCCCUAGGACCGUGACUUUUCUCGGUGUUUUUUUUGGGGGCAAAGCGCCGGUCGCCCUGCAUUUAUUCAUCCUCCUAAAGAUGCAUCCUGACUUGUCUCCACACUUGCACACCGAGGAAUGCAACGCCUUGAUUAACUUGCUUAAGGAAUGUCACAAAAAUCACAACAUUCUGAAAUUUUUUGGUCAUUGCAACGAUCUUGACCGGGAAAUGAGAAAGUGCUUGAAGAAUGAGUACACAGAGAGGAGGACCAGGAGCAGGGAGCAUGGUAUUGCCAUGCGAAAGAGGCUUUCCGAUCUUCCAGAGGAAGCUGGAAAAUAGGUUUACUGGAUGCCCUGACUGGGAGACCUGAAGACGGCUGGUAGCUGGAAAAAUCCCAUCUUUUUGGUCUCUACAGCCCUUGAAUGAAAAGUGACCCAUGAAGAGCUGAACUAUGGAGAAACAUGAGAAUGUGGAUUCUCUGUACUUGUUGAACAAAAGUCUUUAGUACCAUGGGCUGUGCCUGCAGGACAGUUUCAGCUGCGGCUGCCUUGAGUCUCCAUCUACCCAGUACUGACUCACCUCCUACAAUAAAGUAAUCGGACAGUGUUGUCCUCCUUUCCUUUAACCCUCUCGGGGCGAGAGAGAAAGUGGUGCCAAUAGGUUCUACUUGAGAACAUGGUGGUUGAAGAUUAGGCCUUGAAGACAAAACUAGCAUGGGAAUUCUGAGGAAACUCCAGCAGAGUUAACUAUACAAAGUCCCCAAUUUUAUCUUUUUAAAGAGACAUUUUCUGAAAUAUCAUAUAUUUCUAGUUAGCUCUCCAAUUGUGGAUGGAAAAUACUUGAAAAAAUUGGACUUGUAGUGGACUGUAUAUGUUUCUUGUCACUCUUUAAAUAAUACAGCAUAACAAUUGCUUAUACAGUCUUCAUAUUAGGCAUUUAGUAAGCUAGAGCUGGUGUGGCCACAGGUGAAAAUGUAUGGGUUUUAUGCAAAUUCUCUGCCCUUAAGAGAUGUGAGCAUCUGCAGAUUUGAGUAGUGGAGGGUCCUAGAUAUAGUAUUAUCCAAACCUUUGGAGUGAUGAUUUACAUGGAUAACAUUGCAUCCAGUUAGGGUCCCAUCAGACUCUACUUUCUCAUUUGGCUAAAUGUUCCCACCAUGAUUAACAGUUGACUCCUGGGCUUUAGCUUUAGAACCUCAGGGCUCUUCAUGUGUUCACUCUUGGCUCCUACUUCAUAAAUACUACUUCCACUGGUUUCUGAGACCUUCGACAAUUUGGAAGGCAGCAGCUUCAGCCACAGCUCCAGUAGGGCUUCAUGGGGCUACUCAGGAGCCACCAGACAGCCCAAGCUAUAAGUUUCAGGUCAUGUUUGGUGUAUAAUGCUUGUAUGAGACUUGGUUUUUAAUAAAUGACUUUCCUAUUGCAGGAAAA
Cricetulus griseus (Chinese hamster) is the source of this 1446-nucleotide messenger RNA. Lineage: Eukaryota; Metazoa; Chordata; Mammalia; Rodentia; Cricetidae. The record is from RefSeq and is a predicted model, not a curated record.